Molecule: messenger RNA, 3637 nt
Organism: Cygnus olor (mute swan)
Lineage: Eukaryota; Metazoa; Chordata; Aves; Anseriformes; Anatidae
Exons: 2
Coding region: 176-2800 (874 amino acids)
Source: RefSeq, a predicted model, not a curated record
AGAGGCGUUUUCAGCCCCAAACAAUGACCUGCCAUGCCUAUAAAAAGCCACUGGGUCUGGGACCCCACAAACACCUUGACCUUAAAGGUGCUGAAUCCACCGGAGCUCUGCAGCAUCCGUCGUCUCCAGGUCCCCGGGACUUGCAGCACGUCCAGCCGAGGAUUGAUGAAGGAAAAUGGAAGGCGAUUGUGACCAGCGGGAAGGGCGAACUUCGCGGCAUCACCAGCCCUGUUUGUGCUGCGGGGAAAAUGCUUUCAAAUUUGUGGUUGCAGGAUUUGCUUUGAUUUCUGGUAUGUUUAUAGCGCUGAGCAUGCAACACGCCCAACCAACUCACCAGCACCUCCAAGAACAAGUCAGUCAUUCCCACUUAGCAAGACACCCCGACAAAUGGGCCGCAGUCCAGCACAGGGUUAGACGAUACACAAAAAUUGGCACGGAUUGGCCCUGGUCUCAAGCUCACGUAAAAUAUACGGGAAGCAUGGGAUUAAAUUCUAACAAAGGCUUAAAUUUGUCAACAGUAGUUAUGCAUGGGGCUGAGGUGUAUUUGGAAAAUGAAUGGAGCUGGGAUAGCACAAGCAGGCUUCCGCAGCUGCUGGGGAAGGUGGGCCAAGAAAUAAAAGUAGGGUGCAGGGUAGUUAAUGGUUCCACUCAUCAGCGGGUAACUCAAAUCUCCGUAACUGAAGUAAAAACCAAGAAGAGUCAGAAAAAAAACUGUGCCAUGGAAAAAUUGGAUUGUUGGUGCAACUUUACUCUAGUCCAGCCAGUAUUUGUGGUCUGUCUCUGGGCCCAAAACAGUGUGGGACUGUCAUUUAAAUUUAAGAUUAGCACUACGAUGCAUUCAUUUGCUGCCCUUAAGGUCCCAAGGUGCCAUUUUCUGGCCUGGCGUGCAGCCCAAUACGCUGAAGUGGGGAACCAAGUAAAACUGGAAAUUAGAUACUCUCAAGGAAGUAUAACUGACCCGAGGAAAAUUAAUGGCACCACUGUGACUAUCACUGCCCCUAAUGGCCGUAAGUGGGCCGUGUUAUUAAAUUGCCCCCAUGAGAGCAAAAUACUCAGUAGAUCUGAAUUAAAGGCAGAGGCCUUGUGGUAUAGCCAGGAUUAUGGAUACUGCCCACACCCGCUCAUAAACCUCCAGGUGUGGUGUCAAGGAAACCUGAGCGUAGAAAUGUCCCCCGAGCUUGGAGGAAAGUGGUUGAUAGGAGGCCCUGAAGGAUUUCAGAAAGAGUUCCCCAUCUUUGCUGUCCAGCGUCCCUUUGUUUCAAAAAUAGGCCCGUACGUAGUCAAGCAAAAUCACAUCCAAGAGCUAUUGACCAGCCCUGUCCGGUCAUUGAAGAAGGUGGUGCUGUCCCUGUCUACGGUUAAUAUUUCGUCCGUCAGACCGCACUGCACCCCCUUCCUGUCCACCCUCUACACGGGUUGGCUUGCGUGGCUUCACAGCCGCUCCAUCCAGGGGGCCCGGGCCAGGAGAGACCUUCUGGCCACGGCGCUGGGAGGAGGAGGCGCCGGGCUGGGAGUGCUCAACAGCAUGAAUGUUGAGGUCCUGGCCAACAAGCUGGAGGCCGUCACGUCAGGUGUGCAGGGCCUCCUCAGCCCCCUGAACUCAUCCCUGGCCAGCCUGGGGAUGGGGCAGUGGCUUGUGUCAGAGGUGUUGCCCACUUGGGAAAAAAUAAGUGAGAAAGACCACCAGGUGCUGUUGCAGGCGCUGGGAAUCGAACAAAAUAAUGUCUCCCUUGCUCUGAGUUGCAUCCAGGCCCAGACGUGGGUGCAGAGUGUCGUUGCAGGUAUCCUGAGGGACGGCGACAACGGCGUCCUCCCCACCGAGAUCCGAAAGAUCGUGUGGGACGGGGCCACGGACAAGGAGCGGCAGCUCCAAGCCUGGUGGAGGCUGGUGAACUUCACCCACGACCAGGUCCUCAAUGCAGUCAUCGCCUACGUCCUGACCGUGGCGGAGGCCCGCAUCGAAAAGGUCUACCCCAUCGUGGCCCUGGGGAUUAACACUAACGGGUCCGUGGUCUACCCACUGGACCACCGCAUGUGGGCGAGAGUGUCAGACAAAAAGUGGCAGUCAGUAGAUUUGGAAGCCUGCAUUUUGGAGCGGGGGCUGGGAUUCAUUUGUGAAGAUGACGCCCUUAAGGCAAGCGAUGUUUGCUUUGAUACCAGCGAGGGGGUGUGCCACUUUGAGAUCAACCCGCAGAGCAAUAAUAAAACCGUGUUAGUUUAUGUAGGGAAAGGGUGUGUGUGUUUUAGAACGAUGUGUAAAUACGUGCAAAUUAAUGACAUUUACAAUCAGACCGUAUUCAAUGAUUCAAAUAUGUGUGCUUGCAAUGUAGCUAUCAUUAGAGGCUGUGAUUUUGUGUAUAAGCCGCCCGUGUUCACUAGCCAAUUGCUAAUCAGAAACUAUACCCUGUAUCGUAGUAUAACCCCGACCCCGAUCGGUAUGGAUUUGUCGCUAGUCAAAGAAAUGUUAGAGCAUGCAAAUUUACAGCAGCUUUUAGAAAACGCUAAGGCAGAAGCUAAAAAAAUCCUAAUAACUGUACACCACGAUGGCAAUGUUAUAAAGCAGGUAAUAGAGCGGAUUAAGAGGGUGGGAGAGCACCACUGGUGGGAAAUAUUCUUUGGCUGGUCCCCCACCGCCACCGGCAUCUUCAACGCGCUCCUGCAUCCCGUUGUGAUCAUCCUGCUCAUGCAAGCCUGUGUGUGCCUUGCCAUGGUGGCCACUUGUUACUGGAUAAGGCAGGUGAGGCUCUGCAUUGACAGCCAGCUGAACCAACUGGGGCUGGCCAAGCGCCUCCUACCAUAGUCAAGGGCAAGACUGGGUUGGCCUCUGUGUUUGCCACCAAGAAGAACCCUUAGCUCCGCUGUUGGCUGCAACCCAGUAGGCGUUGAGCGGUGGGGACACACGCCAUACCAGACCUUGAUGUGAGGGGUGGCCUCCUCUGUUAUAAGAGGGCCUCCCAGGAGCGGCGGGCAGGCCAAGCUGCCUGCGGUUGGCUUGAAUCACAGAAUGGUUGAGGUUGGAAGGGACCUCUUGAGAUGAUCUGGUCCAACCCCCCCUGCUCAAGCGGGGUCACCCAGAGCAGAUUGCCUAGGACUGUGUCCAGUUGGGUUUUGACUAUUUCUGCAGAUGGAGCCUCCACAACCUCUCUGGGCAACCUGUUCCAGUGCUUGAUUACCCUCCCAGUAAAAAAGUAAGAGUUAGCUUAAGAAACUUAUCUUUGAAUGUCCCAGCUCCAAACGCUAAUGAGAAGAAGCUGCUCUUGUGUGGUUUAAGACUCCUUAAGCAGAGAAGAAGGGGUUAGGGAAAGCCAAGGACAGUGUCUUUGGAAGGAAACGAAAGGGAAUGUAAUGCCUGAGUGCAGAAAAACAGCCACUGAAGAUGGCAGAAGUGUUACCGGCCUCAGAGACUUGGAAAGGUGAUAAAAGCCGAGCAGAACAAAAGACCCUUGGACUCAAAGGAGCUGAAUCCACACGGACCUUUGCAGCGACCAGCUCUGGGUUCCCAAGACUCCCAGGACGUCUGGCCAACGGAUUGGUGAGAUUUUGUGUUUGGAGCCUGGACAUCACCGCUUUGCUUUGCUUAGCUUAGUUUUGCUUUGCUUAGUAGUGCACGUACCCAAUAAAAUUGUCUGUUAGAGGA